Molecule: messenger RNA, 5512 nt
Organism: Arabidopsis lyrata subsp. lyrata
Lineage: Eukaryota; Viridiplantae; Streptophyta; Magnoliopsida; Brassicales; Brassicaceae
Product: DNA-directed RNA polymerase I subunit 1
Exons: 21
Coding region: 215-5212 (1665 amino acids)
Biological process (GO): DNA-templated transcription
Cellular component (GO): RNA polymerase I complex
Molecular function (GO): DNA-directed RNA polymerase activity; DNA binding
Source: RefSeq, a predicted model, not a curated record
CUAAAACCCUUUCACGCUGAUUUUGAAAAGGAAAAAAAAAAAAACCCUUCAAGGCCGGUUGCUCGCGCCGCUUUCUCUCUCUCUUUCAAACUCCGAUCAAAGUCCCCAGUCGUAUCAAUUGAUAAACCCUGAUUGUCUCCGUUCUUGUUGAAAACCUAAUCUGGUGGACACAGUCGCACAGUUAACACACAUCCUCUGAACCGGCACCGACGCAAUGGCUCACGUUCAAACCACAGAGGGAGCUUCCCAGGUGGUUGAAUCUGUUAGAUUCAGUUUCAUGACAGAGCAAGAUGUUCGAAAGCAUAGUUUUCUGAAAGUUACGAGUCCUAUAUUACUCGAUAACGUGGGCGAACCUUAUCCUGGUGGUCUCUAUGAUCCUAAACUUGGUCCUAUAGAGGAUAAAAAAGCUUGUGAUACAUGUGGUCAGCUCAAUCUUGCUUGUCCAGGACAUUGUGGUCAUAUCGAGCUUGUCUAUCCUAUUUACCAUCCUUUGCUCUUCAAUCUUCUUUACAAUUUUUUGCAGAGGACCUGUUUCAUCUGUCAUCAUUUUAUGGCAAAACCUUACGAUGUUGAAAGAGCUGUUUCUCAGCUGAAACUCAUCAUUAAAGGUGAUAUAGUUUCUGCAAAGCAAUUGGAGUCCAACACCCCCACUAAGUCAGAUUCUAGUGAUGUAAGCUGUGAAUCAGGUGUAACCACUGAUUCAUCCGAAGGAUGUGAAGAUUCUGACAUGGAAGAUCAGAGAUGGACAUCUCUUCAGUUUGCUGAAGUCACUGCUGUCAUGAAGAAUUUUAUGAGGUUGUCAUCAAAGUCGUGUAAUAGAUGCAAAGCAGUAAAUCCUCAACUAGAGAAGCCUAUGUUCGGAUGGGUUCGCAUGAAAGCAAUGAAAGGAUCCGACAUUGUAGCUAAUGUAAUUCGAGGGCUUAAGCUAAAGAAGUCCACUAGCAGUGUUGAAAAUCCAGAUGACUUUGAUGAUAGUGGCAUCGAUGCAUUAUCAGAAGUUGAAGAUGGUGAUAAAGAGACAAGAGAAAAGUCUACAGAAGUAGUGAAAGAGUUUGAAGAGCAUAACAAUAGUUCUAAAAGAGACCUUUUGCCGACUGAGGUCAGGGAAAUCUUAAAAGAUCUGUGGGAGAAUGAGCACGACUUUUGCUCCUUCAUUGGUGAUCUUUGGCAGAGUGGAUCUGAAAAAAUUGACUACUCUAUGUUCUUUUUGGAGAGUGUUCUAGUGCCCCCUAUUAAAUUUAGACCUUCAACAAAAGGAGGUGAUAGUGUUAUGGAACAUCCUCAAACCGUAGGACUAAAUAAGGUCUUAGGUUCCAAUAUACAACUCGGGAAUGCGUGUACUAACAAAUUAGAUCAGUCUAAGAUAAUUUCUAGAUGGAUGAAUCUUCAAGAAUCAGUCAAUGUCUUGUUUGAUAGCAAAACUGCGACAGUUCAAAGCCAGAGAGAGGGCUCUGGAAUAUGUCAAUUGCUGGAGAAGAAAGAGGGACUAUUUCGGCAAAAAAUGAUGGGAAAGAGAGUGAAUCAUGCAUGCAGAUCUGUGAUAUCUCCAGAUCCUUAUAUCGCUGUUAAUGACAUCGGAAUUCCUCCUUGUUUUGCUUUGAAAUUGACGUAUCCCGAGAGGGUGACUCCUUGGAAUGUGGAGAAGUUAAGGGAAGCUAUCAUUAAUGGUCCUGAUAUUCAUCCUGGAGCUACACAUUACUCUGACAAAUUAUCUACAGUGAAGUUGCCUUCUACCGAAAAAGCACGAAGAGCAAUUGCAAGAAAAUUACUGUCCUCACGAGGAGCCACUACAGAACUUGGGAAAACUUGUGAUAUCAACUUUGAAGGUAAAACUGUCCAUCGACAUAUGCGAGAUGGUGACGUCGUCCUUGUGAAUCGUCAGCCAACAUUACAUAAACCUAGCUUAAUGGCGCACAUCGUCCGUGUUCUAAGGGGGGAGAAAACACUUCGUCUCCACUAUGCAAAUUGCAGUACAUACAAUGCAGAUUUUGAUGGUGAUGAGAUGAAUGUGCAUUUUCCACAAGAUGAGAUUUCACGUGCUGAGGCCUACAAUAUUGUCAAUGCUAACAACCAAUAUGCUAGGCCCUCUAAUGGCGAUCCUCUUCGAGCUUUAAUUCAGGAUCAUAUUGUCAGUUCCGUUUUGCUUACUAAAAGGGACACAUUUUUGGACAAAGAUCAUUUUAAUCAGCUUCUCUUCAGUUCCGGUGUGACUGACAUGGUACUCAGUUCUUUUUCUGGAAGAUCUGGCAAGAAAGUCAUGGUAUCAGCUUCUGAUGCAGAACUGUUGACAGUCACGCCUGCUAUUUUGAAACCAGUGCCUCUUUGGACUGGGAAGCAGGUCAUCACUGCAGUGUUGAAUCAGAUAACCAAAGGUCACCCGCCGUUCACCGUAGAGAAAGCUACCAAACUUCCAGUUGAUUUCUUCAAAUGUAGAUCUAGAGAAGUAAAACCUAACAGUGGAGAUUUGACCAAAAAGAAAAAGAUUGACGAGUCAUGGAAACAGAAUCUUAAUGAAGAUAAAUUGCUCAUCAGAAAAAAUGAAUUUGUCUGCGGUGUGAUUGACAAGGCUCAGUUUGCUGACUAUGGGUUGGUUCAUACAGUGCAUGAGCUUUAUGGUUCAAAUGCUGCAGGAAAUCUGCUCUCCGUUUUUAGUCGUCUCUUUACAGUCUUUCUUCAGAUUCACGGUUUCACCUGUGGAGUUGAUGAUCUUAUUAUUUUAAAAGAUAUGGAUGAAGAGAGGACGAAGCAACUUCAAGAGUGUGAAAAUGUUGGUGAAAGAGUACUCCGUAAGACCUUUGGCAUAGAUGUUGAUGUUCAGAUAGAUCCUCAGGACAUGAGAUCCAGAAUAGAACGAAUUCUUUAUGAGGACGGGGAAUCUGCUUUGGCAUCUUUGGACAGGAGCAUCGUAAAUGAUCUCAAUCAGUGUUCAAGCAAGGGUGUGAUGAACGAUUUGCUGUCUGAUGGGUUACUGAAAACACCCGGAAUGAAUUGUAUAUCGCUAAUGACUAUAUCUGGGGCUAAGGGCAGUAAGGUCAACUUCCAGCAAAUCUCUUCGCAUCUUGGCCAGCAAGAUUUAGAAGGAAAAAGAGUUCCCCGAAUGGUUUCUGGGAAGACAUUACCUUGUUUCCAUCCAUGGGACUGGUCCCCUAGAGCUGGGGGAUUUAUUAGUGACAGAUUCCUUAGUGGUCUUCGCCCCCAAGAAUAUUACUUCCAUUGCAUGGCUGGACGAGAAGGGUUAGUUGAUACUGCAGUGAAGACAUCACGUAGUGGGUAUCUGCAAAGAUGCUUGAUGAAAAAUCUUGAGAGCCUUAAAAUCAACUAUGAUUGUACUGUCCGGGAUGCUGACGGGUCCAUCAUUCAGUUCCAAUAUGGUGAAGAUGGUGUGGAUGUUCAUCGGUCUAGCUUUAUUGAAAAGUUCAAAGAACUGGCAAUAAAUCAAGAUAUGGUCCUUCAAAGAUGCAGUGAAGACAUGCUAUCUGGAGCCAAUAGUUACAUCAGUGAUCUGCCUAUUAGUCUUAAGAACGGAGCUGAGAAGUUUGUAGAGGCAAUGCCUAUGAAUGAACGUAUUGCUUCUAAAUUUGUGAGACAAGAAGAACUACUGAAGCUGGUGAAGUCAAAAUUCUUUGCAAGUCUUGCGCAGCCAGGGGAGCCUGUAGGUGUACUUGCUGCUCAAUCUGUAGGAGAGCCAUCAACACAGAUGACGUUGAAUACUUUCCAUCUUGCUGGACGUGGAGAGAUGAAUGUGACACUUGGAAUUCCACGUUUACAAGAGAUUUUGAUGACAGCUGCAGCAGACAUUAAGACACCAAUAAUGACAUGCCCGUUGCUGAAGGGCAAAACAAAGGAGGAUGCAAAUGAUAUCACUGGUAAGUUGAGGAAGAUUACGGUGGCAGAUAUAAUAAAGAGUAUGGACCUUUCAGUUGUACCAUAUACGGUUUAUAAGAAUGAAGUUUGUAGUAUUCACAAGCUUAAGAUAAAUCUCUAUAAGCCAGAGCAUUAUCCGAAGCACACUGAUAUCACCGAAAAAGACUGGGAAGAGACGAUGACGGUUGUGUUUUUGAGGAAGUUGGAGGACGCUAUAGAGAUCCACAUGAAAAUGCUCCAUAGAAUAAGGGGCAUAUGCAAUGACAAGGGUCCAGAAGCUGGAAAUGAAACUGAUAAUGAUGAUUCUGUAAGUGGAAAGCAGAAUAAAGAUGAUGGUGAUGAUGAUGGCGAGGGUACAGAGGUUGAUGAUCUUGGUUCAGAUGCACAGAAGCAGAAGAAACAAGUAACAGAUGAGAUGGAUUAUGAAGAAAACUCUGAAGAUGAAACGAACGAACCAUCGUCAAUCAGUGGAGUAGAGGACCCUGAGAUGGAUAGUGAGAAUGAGGACGCAGAAGUUAGCAAGGAAGAUACUCCGGAACCGCAGGAAGAGGCAGAUGUUAGCAAGGAAGAGACUAUGGAACCACAAAAAGAGGUAAAAGCGGUAAAGAAUGUCAAAGAACAGAGUAAAAAAAAGAGACGGAAAUUUGUUGGAGCUACAAGUGACAGACAUAUCUUCGUGAGAGGUGAAGGAGAGAAAUUUGAGGUCCAUUUCCAGUUUGCUACAGAUGACCCUCAUAUUUUACUUGCCCAGAUUGCUCAAAAAACAGCGCAAAAGGUUUACAUCCAGGAUUCUGGGAAGAUUGAACGAUGCACAGUGGCUAAUUGUGGUGAUCCUCAGGUGAUCUACCAUGGAGACAAUCCAAAGGAGAGAAGAGAAAUAUCCAACGAUGAAAAGAAAGCCUCGCCAGCUCUCCACGCAUCAGGAGUUGAUUUCCCUGCACUCUGGGAAUUCCAAGAUAAACUUGACGUCAGGUACUUGUACAGCAACAGCAUUCACGAUAUGCUCAACGUUUUUGGAGUUGAAGCAGCUAGAGAAACAAUAAUCAGGGAAAUAAACCAUGUCUUCAAAUCAUAUGGUAUUUCUGUAAGCAUCAGACACUUGAACCUCAUUGCGGAUUAUAUGACCUUUUCCGGUGGAUACCGACCAAUGAGCCGUAUGGGAGGAAUUGCAGAAUCAACUUCACCAUUCUGCAGAAUGACAUUUGAAACAGCCACUAAGUUCAUUGUCCAAGCUGCUACUUAUGGAGAAAAGGACACAUUAGAAACUCCCUCUGCUAGAAUCUGUCUCGGCUUGCCCGCGCUUUCAGGAACCGGAUGCUUUGAUUUGAUGCAGAGAGUGGAGCUCUGAGAUUCAGUAAACUUUCAUUAUGAUCCAUAGUUUGGCUCUUCCUUUCAGAUCGUGUGACGUUUUUGUUUCUUUGAGUCUGAUUCUGUCAAAUCCUCAGGUGGAGCCUCAUCUCUAAUCAUAUAUAUUUGUAGUUUUUUAUUUUAUUUCAGACUUUCUGUUAUCCCAUAAGUGGAUAGAUGUAUCUGCCGACAUAUUGAGAAAACGUUUGGAGGCAUUUUUGAGUGACGACGUUUUGAUCUGAUUUGAUGUGUUUCACUUACGAUGUUAUAAUAACCAACUUAAAAUUGUUAUGCCACCUAA